AUAAAACAUGCAAUAAUACCACAUAGAUAUCUGGCUACCGAUCUACUUUUUCUGAUAGGCAAUAUUUGAGAACGCCCUUGCUUCAAUCAGCAUCACCCUUUUCUACUUCAUCCGCUGACGAGAAACGGAUUUCAAACAUUUGGCGGUUGAUUGGGAUUUGUUUGGUGCUUGACUGUAGCCAGCUCAUGUUAGGUUGUAUGUAAAUAACUUUUAAAAACUUGGCAAGUGAGCUCACGCAUUAACAUGGAUUCAACUAUGGCGAACCUUCUUGUUGGGCUUUCAGUCAACAUCCAAAGAAGCGAUGGGCGAGUGCAUCCUGCAAAUGUCAAAACUGUGGAUUCCACAAAGCGUACUGUGAUGGUUGAAUGGUUUGAGAAAUCUGUUUGCAGGGGAAAAGAGCUUGAAAUGAAUGAAUUAUGGUCCCUGAACAAAGAGCUUUUUGAGCACAUGAAACCAGCUAAUAUACCUGCUCUUCCAGAGAAGAAAUUUGAAAGCCGUCUUCGUUCAUCCGGGGUCCCUCCUCCUUCCAGUCCUUCUACUCCAGCGGGUCCUCCUGAGGAGACAGUUUCACUUCCAAGAAAGUCUACACGGCAGACAUGCUUGUUCCGGACCCUUGCUCCUGUCUCUGAGCUUGCUGCUAAGACUAAGCAUGACUCCCAGUCUUCAGAGUAUCCACCCUCUGUCCUCAAAGCUUCAGGUGUACCCAACCGAGAGAGGAAGAGGAACAGUCAGAGACCAACUGCUGUCCUGCCCCCAGUCAAUGAGGCCCUGAAGGAGAAUGAGGCCAAGAGUGUUUCCUCAGUCACCUCAAGCAGACGGAGAUCAGUGCUACCCCAAGACAUGAGCAAACCAGUGAACAAAAGAUUGUCCAAUGCAGUCAAGAGCUUGGAUAUGGUGCCCAAGAAAGGAAAAUUUGAAGACACAAAUCGACCGAACAAGCAGUUUUACCAGAUGAUUGAAGAGUUUAGAGAGACCUUGGAAGUACUCCCUUUAUCUCUGUCUGAUACGGUUGAAGCUCAUAGAAUUUGUGUGUGCGUUCGCAAGCGUCCUCUCAACAAUAAAGAGGUGACUAAGAAAGAUAUUGAUGUGGUUUCUAUCCCUGGUAAUGGAACGCUGCUCCUUCAUGAGCCCAAGCAGAAAGUGGACCUGACAAAGUACCUUGACAACCAGGUCUUCCAUUUCGACUACUCCUUUGACGAGUCAUCCACCAAUGACUUAGUGUACAGGUUCACUGCCAAGCCCCUUGUCCAGACCAUCUUCGACGGUGGGAUGGCAACUUGUUUUGCUUACGGACAAACUGGAAGUGGUAAAACUCAUACAAUGGGAGGAGAUUUUUCAGGGAAAAGCCAGAACAGUGCGAAAGGGAUCUAUGCCAUGGCAGCUCAGGAUGUGUUCGCCCUCCUGAAGCAGAGGAGAUAUUCCAGUCUGGACUUGUGUCCCUACGUGACCUUCUUUGAGAUCUACAACAGCAAGGUAUUUGAUCUGCUGAACAAGAAGGCCAAGCUGCGAGUGCUAGAGGAUGAGAAACAACAGGUCCAGGUGGUCGGCCUGCAGGAGAUGUACGUUUCGUGUGCUGAAGACGUCAUCAAGAUGAUUGAGAUGGGCAGUGCAUGCAGGACGUCCGGCCAGACGUCAGCCAAUGCCAACUCGUCUCGCUCCCACGCCAUCCUGCAGGUGAUCCUGCGGAGGAGGAACCAGGUGCACGGGAAGUUCUCCCUGGUGGACCUGGCGGGAAACGAGAGGGGCAUUGAUGUUCGCAGCAGCAACAGACAGACCCUCGUAGAGACGGCCGAGAUCAACCGCAGCCUGCUGGCUCUCAAGGAAUGCAUUCGCUCCUUGGGGAUGGACAGCCACCACAUCCCCUUCAGGAUGAGCAAGCUGACACAGGUACUCCGAGACUCCUUCAUCGGCGAGAACUCCAGGACAUGCAUGAUUGCAAUGGUGUCUCCUGGAAUGUCCUCAUGCGAUUCCACUGUAAACACACUACGCUAUGCAGACAGAGUGAAGGAACUGAAUGGAACGUUAAAGAUGAAUGAUGCGGAUCUUCCCAAGAACAUUGAUGAGAUGGAAGUGGAGGACAGCUCCUCAUCAGAAGAGGACUCCAUUGUACCCAUGACUGACGUGUAUGAGGCCAUAUCCCAGGUUUCUGAGCUGGAGGAGAGGGUGCACGAGGAGUUGACGGGAGCAAGUAACAUUAUCAAGCUAAUGGAGAUGCCAUCAUAUGACAUUGAGGCUGGGGCAACUGAUAUUGUGGACUACGCAAGAAAAUUACUGGACACGGUCCUGGCAUUGCAGUCUGCCAUUGAUGGAGAGCGACUGGCAAGGAUGUCACCCAAAUCAGGUUAUUGCUGAGAGGAACAUCCCUCUACUUGUUCACUUGGAAAUAAUGUUCUAACAAGUUUUAUCAUGCAGUAACUACUCAUUAUUGUGCAAGGGUUCAAUUGGGCAUAAAUUCCCUUCUGCUGACUUUCAUUUAAUGGUACAUAAACAUUACCUCUAACUUGUAAAGCCUCUCACUACAUACCAUAGAUCUCCAUGAAACUAUGUUAACAGUUCAUGUUUUAAAUUGAUUUGUAUUCAAACUGGAGAUUUGUCCAGCAUUUAAAUGAUUUGUGAAUAUAAUAAAGGUCUUUACCAAUA
Salmo salar (Atlantic salmon) is the source of this 2640-nucleotide messenger RNA. Its product is annotated as kinesin-like protein KIF2C. Lineage: Eukaryota; Metazoa; Chordata; Actinopteri; Salmoniformes; Salmonidae. Gene Ontology annotation, cellular component: microtubule. Gene Ontology annotation, biological process: microtubule depolymerization; microtubule-based movement. The record is from RefSeq and is a predicted model, not a curated record. Gene Ontology annotation, molecular function: microtubule motor activity; ATP binding; microtubule binding.